Sesamum indicum (sesame) is the source of this 2534-nucleotide messenger RNA. RefSeq names its product BAK1-interacting receptor-like kinase 1 (gene BIR1). Gene Ontology annotation, biological process: protein phosphorylation. NCBI's taxonomy places the organism in Eukaryota, Viridiplantae, Streptophyta, Magnoliopsida, Lamiales, Pedaliaceae. The record is from RefSeq and is a predicted model, not a curated record. Gene Ontology annotation, molecular function: ATP binding; protein kinase activity; protein binding.
AUUGUAGUUGGUCUUUAAAGUCUAAUUUCUUGCAGCCUUCUCUCUCCAUUGUCCAGUCUUCAGCUCCACCCACUGGGUAAAGAUUAAAAAAAAAAGAAAAGCAGAAAUCAAGAAAAGAAAUUGAAGAAAAGGACAUGAUGAGAGACUGGCCUCCCCGUCUUUGACCCGAAAUUCAGCAGUAACAGAAAUGUAAAGUGGUAGUAGUAAUUACAAGAGAGUUUUUAAAGUGAUAUCUCAUAAUCCCAGUCCACUCCCAGGUCGCCGCUGAGCAUCAAAGAUCCAAACUUUCACACUUCCUCGGCAAUUUUUUCCUGUUCUUGCAGUCUUUUCUUGGAUAGUUUUCUAUCUGGGAAGUGAAUUAUGAGGCUUUUUGUGUGCCAGCAAUCUUGAGUUGGUUUCAUAUUCUUGGGUCUUUCUGGUUUAUGAUUGCUGUAGUUAUGAGCGUGCUAUUGGGUUUCAGAGCACUGCCUGCUCUUGUUAGUAUCUUUAUUUGGUUGCUCGUGAUUGAAUCUUUCGGCCAUGCUGCUCAAACUGAUAUUGACUGCUUAAGAGCUAUAAAAAUUUCUUUGGAAGACCCGUUCAAUUACUUGUCAUCAUGGAAUUUUGAUAAUACUACUGAAGGGUAUAUCUGCAAGUUUACUGGGGUUGAAUGUUGGCAUCCGAAUGAGAACAAGGUCAUAAAUAUCCGACUGGGGGACAUGGGACUUAGGGGCGAGUUUCCACUUGGCGUUUCCAGUUGUUCAUCCUUGACAGGAUUUGAUCUUUCUAGCAACAGUAUUCGUGGAAACAUCCCAAGUAAUAUCUCAAAGUUGAUCGGUUUUGUCACUAGCCUUGAUCUCUCGUCCAAUCGGUUUUCCGGAGAGAUCCCUGUGGAUCUUGCAAAUUGCUCUUACUUGAACAUCCUUAAACUUGACAACAACCAGUUGACGGGUCAAAUCCCUCCGCAGAUUGGUCUACUUGGCCGACUCAAGAUAUUUUCCGUGACAAGAAACCAACUGACGGGGCCAGUUCCCCGUUUUAUAAAUGCUACUAUUCCAGCAGAAAGCUAUGCAAAUAACCCAGGAUUAUGCGGUGAUCCUCUGCCUCCUUGUCAAGGCCCUUCAACGAAAAACCAUACCCCAGCAAUUCUUGGAGGAGGUGUUGGUGGGUCGGUUCUUGGAGCUUUGGGUAUCAUCAUUGGUAUUAUCUUCUUUUUACGUAAGAGGUCUAGGAAGAAGAGAGAAGAUGAUCCUCUGGGCAACAAAUGGGCGAAGAAUAUAAAGGGCGCCAAACGCAUUAAGCUUUCAAUGUUUGAGAAAUCAGUUUCCAAGAUGAACCUGAAUGAUCUCAUGAAGGCCACUAAUAGCUUCAGCAAAGAGAAUAUAGUUGGGACUGGAAGAACUGGGACAAUCUACAAGGCAGUUCUUGAAGACGGAACGUCACUUAUGGUGAAGAGAUUACAAGACACUCAACACUCUGAGAAAGAAUUCAUAUCAGAGAUGGCUACUUUAGGUAGCGUAAAACACCGCAACUUGGUUCCGCUUCUUGGUUUUUGUAUGACGACGAAGGAAAGACUCUUAGUCUAUCAGCACAUGCCAAACGGUACCCUGCACGAUAAGCUGCACAACGUGAAAGACAGUGCAAAACCUAUGGAUUGGCCUUUGCGGCUCAAAAUCGGGAUUCGGGCAGCAAAAGGAUUCGCAUGGCUGCACCACAGCUGCAAUCCACGUAUUAUCCACCGAAACAUUAGUUCGAACUGCAUUUUGUUGGACGGUGACUAUGAACCCAAAAUAUCCGAUUUUGGGCUAGCUAGGCUCAUGAAUCCUGUCGACACGCAUUUGAGUACUUUUGUAAAUGGCGAGUUUGGGGAUUUGGGUUAUGUUGCUCCGGAAUAUAUGAGAACUCUGGUAGCCACCCCAAAGGGGGACGUCUAUAGUUUCGGAGUUGUGCUUCUGGAGUUGGUAACGGGGGAGAAACCAACCUAUGUGGCUAAAGCUCCAGAAAGCUUCAAGGGAAAUCUAGUCGAGUGGGUUUCACAGCUCUCUAGCACCUCUACACUUCAAGAUGCAAUAGACGCAUCCUUGGUCGGGAAAGGUUUCGACAGCGAGCUUUUCCAGUUUCUCAAAAUUGCUUGUAGGUGUGUGCUGCCAGGUCCGAAAGAGAGGCCUUCCAUGUUUGAACUGUACCAGCUUCUCAGAGCUAUCGGGCAACGGUAUGAAUUCACGACAGAAGACGAUGUUUUGGUUAUAUCAGAUACAGAGGAUGCUGAUCAACUGGUGGAACUCAUCGUUGCUCGAGAUGCGUAGGAGAUAUAUUCAACAAAAAACAGAAAAAAAAGAAACAAGAAGAAUCAUCGAAGUGAGAUUUAAUACCGGGCAGAACAAUAAUCGAGCAUUGUAAUUAUAUGUUGUUGGUAUUUAAUGAUUUUUGUUUCUCAUAUUAGAUCAGUGGUUUCAUGCACAAGAACUACUACUUUACCAGGUAAGUUAGACACUGCUCACCUGUAUAGUUAUGUUUGAUUUCUUGAUAUAUAAGACAGCUUUUGUCUCUGCCUA